AUGGCAAGAGGCCCAAAGAAGCAUUUGAAAAGAUUAGCAGCCCCAUCCCACUGGAUGUUGGACAAACUCAGUGGUACUUAUGCACCAAGACCAUCUGCUGGUCCACAUAAGUUGAGAGAAUCUUUACCAUUAGUUAUCUUCUUAAGAAACAGACUUAAGUAUGCUCUUAACGGUAGAGAAGUCAAGGCCAUCCUUAUGCAAGAACACGUCAAGGUUGACGGUAAGGUUAGAACUGACUCCACCUUCCCAGCUGGUUUCAUGGAUGUUAUCACCUUGGAAGCUACCAACGAACACUUCAGAUUAGUGUACGAUGUUAAGGGUAGAUUUGCAGUUCACAGAAUCACUGCUGAAGAAGCUUCUUACAAGUUAGCUAAGGUCAAGAAGGUCCAAUUAGGUAAGAGAGGUAUUCCAUACGUUGUCACCCACGACGGUAGAACAAUCAGAUACCCAGAUCCAUUGGUUAGAGCCAAUGAUACCAUCAAGGUAGAUUUGGCUACUGGUAAGAUGACCGAUUUGAUCAAGUUCGACACUGGUAGAUUAGUUAUGGUUACUGGUGGUCGUAACUUGGGUAGAAUUGGUGCUAUUACUCACAGAGAAAAGCACGAGGGUGGUUUCGAUUUGGUCCACAUCAAGGAUUCCUUGGAAAAUACUUUCGUUACCAGAUUAUCUAACGUUUUCGUUAUUGGUACCGAAGCUGGUAAGCCAUGGGUUUCAUUACCAAAGGGUAAGGGUAUCAAAUUGUCUAUUUCUGAAGAACGUGACAGAAGAAGAGCCCAAUCCGGAUUGUAG
Molecule: messenger RNA, 789 nt
Organism: Dujonia railenensis
Lineage: Eukaryota; Fungi; Ascomycota; Pichiomycetes; Serinales; Debaryomycetaceae
Source: the annotation of a GenBank genome assembly